This is a messenger RNA of Fusarium musae, 360 nucleotides long. RefSeq lists its product as uncharacterized. The transcript is spliced from 3 exons. Bases 1 to 360 code for a protein of 119 amino acids. The record is from RefSeq and is a predicted model, not a curated record. Lineage: Eukaryota; Fungi; Ascomycota; Sordariomycetes; Hypocreales; Nectriaceae.
AUGGGCAUUCCUGCUGGUGCCAAUAUCUCUCAGCAAGUCACCAACAAAGGGGAUUACGACAUUGGCAAUGCUGUCAUGCAAUUGGAUGCUCCUGUAUUCGAUGCUGGGGGCAAGAAGUACUCUCAACGGCUUCAAGAAGUUCUGGGGGCUGUAAAACUCGGGCAGAAUCGGGAUCUGGGUGCCGAGAAACGAAUGAACGACAUCCACGCAAAAGUCACAAGAUUAAAUACGGAGUAUGCAGAGUUGAGCAAGAGAGCGAUGGAAAGUUACGCGGCCGACGAAGAUAAAGACAACAUACCUUUCGGAAAGUGGGUUCCAGUGAACUACCCGAGCUUUGUCGCUAUAUCUCAUGAGAAGUAA